ACAAGGUAUGGUUGUGAACCCGUAGAAAACAGAACUGCAAGUGAAUCUAAUUAAGAAUGAGCAAAUGCUCUGAUAAACUGAGUUAAGAGUAUUUCGAACCAAAUAUUUGAAACAGGACAAUGCGAUGGAUUUAAGCUCGAGUUUGGAUGUGUGGCAUAUAAAGCUAACACCAUAAAAACAAGGGUUAGAAGUGACAGGCAUGCACUUGUCUUCUCUACAACCAAUUUUGAGAGAUGGAUGGUUCUCAGGAGGACGAGGAUGACUCUGUUUUAUUGUGGUUGAAUGAAUGACAACGUUCACCUCGCUGAAAUUGUACAAUGCCAUCCGUUGCCCAUGUCAGAACAUUUUCUAAACAGGGCCGCUUGAAGGAGGCAAUACACAUUCUUCUUAAUACUUACAGCCCGGCUGCGAAUAAUUCAACAAAUCUUCUACUAUUGCAGAGCUACGUUGCAAGGAACGCGCUUUCAGAGGUGGAUGCUCGGAAGAUUUUCGAUCGCAUGACAGAACGAGAUACGAUGUCAUGGAAUGUGAUAAUUGCGGCUUACAGAAAACAUGGGCUUCCUCAAGAGGCAUUGGCACUCUUUCAUCAAAUGCAGAAAACAGGUGUCGCACCUGAUCAGUUCAUCUUUGCCAGCAUUCUUCCAGCUUGUGCCAAAAUGGGAGCUUUGCAGCAGGGUAUGGACAUCCAUGAAAGAAUAAUAAAAAGUGGGUUUUUGUCCGAUGUUGUGAUUGGAAACGCCCUGAUAGAUAUGUAUGCAAAAUGUGGAAGGAUACGUGAGGCACGAAAAUUGUUUGACAAAUUUCCCAAACGAGAUGUUGUCUCAUGGAAUGCUAUGAUUGCCGGAUAUGCUCAAAAUGGUGUUCUUGUGGAGGCUUUAAGGCUGUUUAAUGAAAUGCCUCAAGCAGAUGUGGUUUCAUGGAAUGCAAUUAUUGCUGGAUACGUGCAGAACGGAUUUUCUGAGAAAGCCCUGGAGAUGUUUAAGCAAAUGCAACUAGCGCAAGUCCAACCUGAUCAGGGCACCUUUGCCAGCAUCCUCCCAGCCUGUGCCAGAAUGGGAGCUUUAGAGCAAGGUAUGGAGAUCCAUUAUACCAUAAGCAGAAGUGAGUUGUCAAGGAAUGUUUUAAUAGGGAACGCCCUCAUAGACAUGUAUGCGAAGUGCGGGAAUAUACAGAAGGCACGCGAACUGUUUGACAAAAUGUCUCAACAUGAUGUGGCCUCAUGGAAUGCAAUGAUUGCAGGUUAUGCACACAAUGGCAAUAUUGAUGAGGCUUCAAGGCUUUUUGAAGAAAUGCCUGAACGAAACUUAGUCUCGUGGAAUGCUAUCAUUGCUGGAUAUGCAAAUAAUGGGUUCGGUGAAAAAGCCUUACAUGUUUAUAAGCAAAUGCAACAAUCAGGUGUGCAACCUGAUCAAUGCACUUUUUGCAGCAUCCUCCCAGCUUGUGCCAAAAUGGGAGCUUUGAAACAGGGCAUGUACAUCCAUCAACACAUAAUCGAAAGUGGACUUUUGCUGGAUGUAGUUGGGAGUGCUUUGAUAGACAUGUAUGCAAAAUGUGGAAGCAUGCAGAAGGCGCGUGAGUUGUUUGACUCAAUCUCCUUACGAGAUGUGGUUUCAUGGACCUCGAUGAUUUCAGGGUAUGCAAUGCAUGGCUAUGGAAAGGAUGCUCUCAAACUCUUUGAACUAAUGAAGAACUCUAGAACCUACCCUGACCAUGUAUGCUUUGUUUGUGUUUUAUUUGCAUGCAGCCAUAUAGGGCUAGUGGAUGAGGGCUGUAAAUACUUCAUUACAAUGAGUGACUUUUAUUGUAUUGUACCUACAAUGGAUCAUUAUGUAUGCAUGGUUGACCUUCUUGGACGUGCUGGCCAUCUCGAGGAAGCCCUAAACUUUAUCAUAAAAAUGCCAAUCAAACCUGAUGUGGUCGUGUGGGUGUGUUUGCUUGGCUGUUGUAGAUCACUUCAAAAUUUACCAUUAGGUGAAUUUACAGCAACUCUCCUUUCUGAGUUGGAUGCUAUAAAUGAUUCACCUUAUGUUCUUCUGUCAGACAUUUAUGCAGAAGUGGGUAGGUGGGGUGAUGUUCAAAAGGUAAGGAGAUUGAUGAAAGAUAGAGGAAUCAAAAAGAUUCCUGGAUGUAGUUGGAUUGAAGUCCACAAAAUGAUCCAUGCUUUUUGAGUAAGAGAUAGGUAAACAUCAACAGGUUCGGGAUAUCUAUGUAAAGAUGGGAAAAUUUUACUGGGAGAAGAAGGCAGCGGGGUUUCCCAGAUUCAUGAUGUAGUGAAUGAUGUGGAGAACAAAUAAUUAUUCCCCUUCCACCACAUUGAGAAGCUGGCAAUUGCACUUUGGUUAUCAAACAUGUCACCUGAAAGAACUGUUAGGGUUGUUAAGAACCUUCAAGUCUCUGUUGACUGCCACACUGCAACAAGUUUUAACUGCGAUUGUUGCAAGAGAUUUUUUCGUGAGAAAUCCAAACUGUUUCCUUUAUUUCAAAUAUGAAUGAUGUUCUCGUGGAGAUUAUUGGCGAUGCUAAGUGAAGCAAGCUAGAAAAACAGGCUUGCACCAUAGAUUGUUUAUCGGGUCAAACUUGCAGAGGUAGGGAGAACUCAAUCUUAUUUUCAGUUUUUAAGAAAUGUUUUUUAAGUGUUUAGAAAACUAGAGUAUGCUCUGACUUAAUGAAAUCAUAUGUAGGGUAUGCAUCAUUGCCUAGAUAUAGUGAUAGGGCAUCUUUUAGAGGCGUGUUGUAUCUGUGGAGCAGUAAAGAAAUUCAACUACU
Molecule: messenger RNA, 2766 nt
Organism: Cryptomeria japonica (Japanese cedar)
Lineage: Eukaryota; Viridiplantae; Streptophyta; Pinopsida; Cupressales; Cupressaceae
Product: pentatricopeptide repeat-containing protein At2g13600
Exons: 2
Coding region: 318-2168 (616 amino acids)
Biological process (GO): RNA modification
Molecular function (GO): protein binding; RNA binding
Source: RefSeq, a predicted model, not a curated record